AUGGCGGACACUGGGGAGCCGGGGGAGGGGUGGGGAAGCUCCGGGCACUGGCUGGCUGUGCCGGUGGAAACACAGCAUGCAAAGCGUCUGCGUCUCCGACAGGGGCCAGUCGAGCCGUCCGCGCAGUGUCCGGGCUGUUACAAAAUCACCACCGUGUUCAGCCACGCGCAGACGGUGGUGCUGUGUGUGGGCUGCUCCACCGUCCUGUGCCAGCCGACAGGAGGAAAAGCAAGGCUCACAGAAGGAUGCUCCUUCAGACGGAAGCAGCACUGAACGCACCCUGAGUCAACAUGAGUGGGGAACUAUCCCAAUAAACAGAUUUUGGAUACGUU
Molecule: messenger RNA, 332 nt
Organism: Puma concolor (puma)
Lineage: Eukaryota; Metazoa; Chordata; Mammalia; Carnivora; Felidae
Source: RefSeq, a predicted model, not a curated record